This is a messenger RNA of Schizophyllum commune H4-8, 4210 nucleotides long. Its product is annotated as P-loop containing nucleoside triphosphate hydrolase protein. The record is from RefSeq and is a predicted model, not a curated record. Gene Ontology annotation, cellular component: intracellular anatomical structure. Lineage: Eukaryota; Fungi; Basidiomycota; Agaricomycetes; Agaricales; Schizophyllaceae. Bases 93 to 4016 code for a protein of 1307 amino acids. Gene Ontology annotation, molecular function: ATP binding; RNA binding. The transcript is spliced from 5 exons.
UUGUGCGGUCAUCUCAAGGUCAGGUCAGAAGGACGCUGAGAGCGACGACGGGGAAAGUGCGUCGGCACUGAUUUGUCGGCAUUCCCCUCCUUAUGAGCUUAGCUCGACUCUGUCACGCUCAUCUCAGGCGCCGCCUCCUCAUGCAAUCAUCCCUCGCGCAGAAGGCCACUGUAAACGCUGCUGCCGGUUCCUCUGCUUCUUCCUCCCUCAAACGCCCCUACGCGCACGCAGCCCAGGCAGACGAGUCUGCUCCAAAGCACCGUCGCACCUCCGCCCCCAAAGACUCCGCCAGCAAAAAGCACAUGCCUCCCUCCAACUCCCACUACGACAGGUCCUUUGGCGGCUACAACGCACGCCAUCGCCGAGGAGGAGGAGGUGGUGGAGGCGGCGGUGGGGGCCGUCGGGGGCAGCGGGGACCGCAGCAGAACAUCCAGAGCUGGCCCGUGUACAACCGCGAGUACAUCGAGAAGCAUCACAAGACGAGGGACCUCCCUCCCAAGUACUACGACAACCCCAAAAGUCAUCUUGGCAAUCGCUUCAAGAACUUGCGCUACGAGACGAUCGAAUGGGUGCCCGCGGACAGCCCGAACACCAAGCUUUUCAGAUCUCGCGUAGCACUGCCCACCGAGCAUGAAAUUGUUGGUGUCGGCGACGCCCCGACAAAGCUUGAGUCUCACAAUAAUGCGGCGCUGUGUGCCGCAUAUCAGGCUGACGGUCUUGGGGAGCUUUUCGUGGAGGAUAUCACUCAGAUCACACUUUCCGACGGAAGCGUUGUCGAUGUCGAGAAGGCGCGCAGCUUCAUCGACUACUACUGCCGCCGCUACAACUUCGACAAGCCCGAGAUCGUCGAGGAGCAAGGCACGAAGGGCGGCAUGGUGUGCUGGGAUGCCAUGAUGCUCAUCAACGGUAGCAAAGUCGGCAUAGGCCAUGGCACCAACCGGAAGGCAGCCACCAUCGCUUGCUACCUCGACGUCACCGCAUAUCUCGAGAAGUGCGAUCCCGAGCUCUGGAAAACCUACGUGCAGGCGGCGAAGACGGGCGCUGACCUCGGCUUAGCACCCAAGGUCUACUUCACCAUGAGCAACGCACUCGACAACGACCUGCGCGAUUUGUGUCAUGACAUCAAGAAGAGCAAUUUGUACCGUAAUCGACCUUCCGUCGCUGCCGUCACCGCGCCCGCUGCACCCCCCGCUUGGUCCGCGUCGCGCACAGCAUCAGAUGCGACCAUACAGUCCAAGAGCAAGCUCUUGUCGGAGAGACGACAAGCCUAUCUCGAGAACCCCAAGCUCGACAAGAUGCGCAAGACCCGCGCAGCGCUGCCCGUCUACACGAAGGCGGAGGACCUCAUCAAGCACAUCGAAGAGAACGACGUAACUAUCUGUAUGGCUGCCACUGGUUCCGGAAAGACGACGCAAAUCCCUCAACUCAUCCUCGACCAUCACAUCGACAAGGGCGAGGGCGCACGCUGCAACAUCAUCUGUACGCAGCCACGUCGUCUUGCCGCUAUCAGCGUCGCCGACCGUGUCGCGAAGGAGCGCGGCGAGACUGUCGGUCAAUCUGUCGGAUACACCGUCCGCUUCGAGUCUCGUGCACCUGAACCCAACGGCUCCAUCACUUUCUGCACCAUCGGUGUAUUUCUGAAGAAGUUGCAGUCGGGGCUGGUGGGGAACUCGGCGGGCUCGGAGUGGUUGGACACCGUGCAGUACAUCAUCGUUGAUGAAGUGCACGAGCGCGACGUCGACACGGAUCUCAUGCUCGUCGUGCUCAAGCGCAUCCUCGCUGACCGUCGCGCUCGCGGCAAGCCCAUGAAGGUCAUCCUCAUGAGCGCAACCAUCGACCCGACGCUCUUCCAGACGUACCUCCCCGAUCAGACAGGACAGCCAGCGAAGGUCAUUGAGAUCCCCGGACGCUCCUUCCCCGUGCAGCAGACUUUCAUCGACGAGUUCGGACCCAAGCUCGCGAGUGAUCCGCGCCUACGCUGGGUAUUCCAGGAUGACCAGGUGCAGAAGUUCCUUGUGCACGAAUUUGGUCCGGAUCGCGCUCGCGCAAUGUUCAGCGUGUCGUUGAACAAGCCGUCUAACAUCAAGGAGGACGACUUGGACGUGCCAAUACCAGUUGUAUGCGCGACCAUACAACACGUACUGGAGAAGUCGGAUGACGGUCACGUCCUUGUCUUCCUCCCUGGUUGGGACGAGAUCCAGAGCGUCACCCGGAUGCUGACCAACCCUCGCAACGGCUCCUGGCGCUUACCUUUUGGCAACUCGAGCAAGUACACCAUCCACGCACUACACUCCAGUGUUCCCUUGGCCGAGCAACAGGUCAUCUUCGAGCCGCCCCCAGAGGGCGUGCGUCGCAUCAUCCUCUCUACCAACAUUGCCGAAACUUCCGUCACCAUCCCCGAUGUCGUCUACGUCGUCGACAGUGGCCGGCAUAGGGAAAACCGUUAUGAUCCUGAUCGCCACAUGAGCCGCCUGGUCAAUGCCUGGGUCGGUCUCUCCAACCUGAACCAACGAGCUGGUCGUGCAGGUCGCCACCGUCCCGGAGAAUACUACGGUAUUCUCAGCGAGGCGCACAAGAGCAGACUCGCGACCCACCAGACCGUCGAGAUGAAGCGUGUUGACCUGUCGAACGUCGUCAUGCACAUCAAGGCUCUCCACUUCCCUGAUAUGACGACGGAAGAGGUGCUGGAGCGCACUAUCGAGCCGCCUCCUGCGGAUCGGGUUGCUGCCGCUAUGGACGACCUUCGUCUAGUUGGCGCACUCGAUGAGAAGAAGGACCUAACGGCGCUCGGUCGUGUACUUCUGCAGAUCCCUUGCGACGUCCAAAUAGGUCGGCUCCUGCUGUACGGCAGCUUCUUCCGUUGCCUAGACCAGGCCCUCACCCUCGCUGCCAUCAUGUCCAAUCGCGAUCCGUUCGUCGCCCCCAUGCAUCUGAAGGAGGAAGCACGGCAGGCCAAGGACAGCUGGGCUGAUCGCGAGUUCCGCUCGGAUGUGCUCGCCGCUCUCAAGGCUUACAACGCCUGGUGGGACAUCCAGAAGAACGGCGAGUACGUGCGCGCCAACAGGUUCUGCGUCGACAACUUCCUAUCGAAACCCACCUUGGUGCAGAUGCAGAAAGAGAAGACGCAUCUGUACGACUCCAUGAGGCGCGCAGGUGUCCUCGAUGUUUCCGCGGGUGGUUCGGCCUCGUUCACUCGCCACGGCGAUGUUCCCUCGGAGCUGAAUGUGAACGGUGGCUCAAUGCCGCUAUUGACGGCUCUGAUCACACUAGCCUGUCAGCCAAAGUACGCGCUCCGCAUCAAGGACAAGAUCUACCGCACAGCUAUGGAGAAGAACGUCCUGAUGCACCCGUCCAGCGUCAACGAUCGUAAGAGGUUGACGGACCAUGAGACCCACGAGCGCAUGCUCUACGCUUUCAUCGAGAAGCGUAUGGGUACCGGAGGGAACCAGAUGUCCAUCGUCAACACCACUCGCAUCGACCUCCUGACAUACAUCCUCUUCGGCGCCAGCAAGACGGAGCUUACGCCUCGCGGCCUCGAGUGUGAUGGAUGGCUUCCCAUCGUUGGCAAUCUUGAUGCACUCGAAGACACCCAACGACUGAAGGAGCUCUUCAUGGGUUGUAUGUUGAGGGUGUAUCAGGGCAUCCUCAUGCGUCGCCGGGUGAACCGCAAGCUCAUUGCUAAGCAAGAGGCUGCGCGGCACUACGAUGACAUCGACCGCGAGUCUGACGAUGAUGACGAGGACGAGGACGCGGACAAGAACUACGCGUUGACGCCGCUGGAGGUGCAGGAGUUGGAUCUUCUCACCCGCGAUGUCGUGCGUCUCCUCAACGACUUCGCGGGCGAGCGUAUCGGGGUGCAGUCCGUACCGAACUCCGUACCUGGUACUCCGGCAAUGUCCCCUCGCAGCUUUGGUGGUCGUAGACCUCUGCCAGGAGAGACACGAUCAGGGUACGCAACCCCCAACUCCUUCUCGCGGCCCAGCACGCCGAGUCGCUUGUCACGCAGACUGUUCUAGGAUGGGUAGACUCACUAGUAGAAUAGCCUUUUGUUACUUUAGUACUUACCGCAUAGCACUAGCACCCCACUUCGUCUUCUCCUUGCAACCACUCGCGGACUGCAUACGUCCGUUUACUCUACUCCAUAGUCACUAAUUCGGGUAAAAUCAAAAUAGCACGGGUUUCUGUUCCCCGAACGCAUCUCGUAACGCGC